UUGACGAAAAGCCAUAAAAGGAAAUGCGGCUGUGAGGUAUUCGAAGCGGACUCACAUCAAUCACAGUAUGGAGACAGCAUCGAAUCAAGUACCUGCCUCCUACCCCACCCAUACAUGAAAGCAGAGAAGCGAGGAAAGAAAACCUCUAACGAGAGAGGGAGAAAGCAGAAAAAUCAGGAAGUAGCUUCAAACGCUUCUGCUAACAAUUGA
Molecule: messenger RNA, 210 nt
Organism: Auanema sp. JU1783
Lineage: Eukaryota; Metazoa; Nematoda; Chromadorea; Rhabditida; Rhabditidae
Source: the annotation of a GenBank genome assembly